AUGUCCCGCUCCCGCUCCCGCUCCACCGUGGGCAGCGACGCCCACGACCGCCUCGAACCGCGCCUCCAAAAAGCAGCCGAACACAACGACCUCGAAGCCCUGACCAUCAUCGUCAACCUCUCCCGCGAAAAUGGCCAAUUCAGCGACUCCUUCCUCCGCGUCGGCCUCAUGCGCGCCACCGAGCGCGGCUGCAUCGAAGCAACGCACUACCUCCUCCGCCAGGGCGCAAAAGCAGACAUCCCCAACCUUGACCACACGGGAAACCGCCCCUCGCCAUUAUUCCGGGCCGUCGAACGGAACCAUGUGCGCAUUGCGCAGUUGCUGUUGGAUUACGGGGCGUCGCCGGAGACGGUGGAUAAGAAGGGGCGGACAGCGCUGAUGACGGCUGCGUGGCGGAAUCAUUGGCAUAUGCUUGAUUUGCUGAUUGCGCGGGGGGCGAAUGUGAAUGCGAAGGACAAGAGGGGGCGGAAUGCGCUGCAUAAUCUUGCUGCGGAUAAGGUGUGUGAUUGGGGGGAUGAUGUUGUGCGGUUGCUGCUUGGGACGGCGUGUGCUGUUGAUGGGGAGGAGGGGAGAGAUUUGUUGGGUCGGACGCCGUUGCAUUGGGCGUGCGCGACGGGGAAGAUACGGUUGGCGGAGUUGUUGCUUAUGCGGGCUGGGCCGUUUGUGGUUGAUAUUGAUGCCGUGGAGUUUCGGAAUAAAACGGCGUUGCAUAUUGCGGCUGCGCAUGGGAGGGAUGAUGUUGUAGAGUUGUUGUUGCGGUAUGGGGCUAAUUUGGAGGCGCGGAGUGAUGGUGGGUGGACGGCGUUGCAUAAUGCGAGUGAUAAGGGUUCUGUGCCGACGGUUUGUAUGCUGUUGCGGGCUGGGGCCAAUGUUAACAGUCAGCUGUUGAAUGGUGUGACGCCGUUGCAUUUGGCUGCGCAGGCUGGGCAUACUGCGAUUGUCGAGUGUCUUCUUGAACGGCCGGAUUUGAAACGGCGUGUUAGGGAUAACUUUGGGAGUACGCCAUUUCUGCGGGCCGCGCAGUUUCAUCGCAAGGAUAUUGUGUUUCUUCUGGCGCCGUUUAACAAUGUCGAAGCUCUCUCGCCUGAUGCCAAGGGGGCAUGUGAAAGCUUCGAAGCGACGAUUGUCGAUUUUGGCAACUAUCACAACGAGAACCGUGUGCAGAAGACCUCAGUCUACAACCUGCUGUACGGCCGCGACAAGGAAAACCCACGCAAGCAGGCCUUCAAGGCCCUUCCUACUGACAGCGGAGUGACGGAUUUCCGCUGGAUCCAUCUACCCGCUAAUAACAUGGCAUGGGUAGAGACCUUGCUCACCAAAGCAUUCAUCGAAGAGGGUCUACAUGAUGUUGACGGGUUCAAGGGCCUGGAGAAAUCGUUCAACUACCAGCACCGCGGGCAAUGGAUACAUUCGCAUUUCAUGCGGCCGAUAUGUCAAAGUACGCCAAGGGCUACGGCUACCAAGUCUCGUGACGAGGAGUCGAGCUCAGAAGAUACUCUCUCGCCCCUUUCGCCUAGUAUAACGGUGAACGGGCAGACGAUUGUGGAUGGACGGCCUCGUGAUCCCAGAGGAGAAAAGCAAAGCCACAGCCACCCCGAGAACAACGGCCACGGCCACCAUCGUCGGCAUAGCAGCAACAAAAGCAAGAAAAAGAAUACCGGUAAAACAGAUUACUUUGCAGACAAUGCAAGUGCCCACAGCAAGAAGAAGGGUGCCAAGCACCCGGGAACUCCCAAGGGAGAGGCGAAGAGUAAGCCGCCAUUUGGUCGUGAGCAACAUUCGUCAACAUGCAGGGACUCGACAGCGUCCAAUGUUUGCAUCUUUAUGCCGUAUCUUCAUUUCGAGACUGCGGAGCGACGACAGAGGAUGCAGGAGGCUAUCCAGCGGGCAGAACUUGUUAGACGACGGCGUUUACCGCCGCCUCCACCGGUGCCCUCGUUCACUCCGGACCAGGUUAUAGGUCGGUCUGUGUCGCGAGAUGAGAUGUUGAUUAACGCGCAUCUUACGUCUUCGUCUACUGCCUCACUGCAUGUCCGACGCACGCUGGACCAGUUCUUUUACCCGAACAUCGAUACCAGUACCCGAGACCAGGAUCAAGUGGUGUACCGGUAUCAAACAAGAAGUGACGAUGGGCGCUGUGACGACCCGAAAAUCUUCAUGGUCGACCAGCUGUGGAUGUGGAUUCUGGGCCCUAAUUUGAUCGUGACGAGCUUUGCUCAGCGGUGGGAGCAGCCCAAGAAUGACCCGCUGAAUGUGCUGGACGGAAUCAUUGAGGAUAUCAACUCGAAAACCCGUGAUCCGGUGACUUCAGUGUAUGACCUGGCGAUUGCGAUAACGAACCGGUGUUCUGGAGUGUUUGAUCGCCACCGGAUGGACGAGGAGUACCAGUUCCUGGACAUGUUUGAAUCAGCGGUUGGACUAGCAACAGACCGGGAGACGGUGCUAUUCCGCCAGUUCAACGCAGCGUCACUCCAAGCAUCACAAUGGCUCAUGAACCACCGCAAGCUCAACCGUUGGGCACGCCACGUCCAAAAACAAGAAGAACAAACAAUAAAAUACCGCCCUUGGAUCCUCGAUGACACAGACUCCUGGGCCUACCAUGAAUCCGAAGAACCCCUCUUCGUCGACAAACUGCUCGACAUCGGCCAAGAAACUGACCUCCUCGCCGAAGCAAAAGACAUCCGCGACGAACUCAACAUCAUCCGCACAAUCCUGCAACACCAAAAAGACAUCCUCGACGACCUCCAAGACAUCAUCUGCGGCAUCCACACCCACCAAAACCGCCCGCAAACAGACAUCAAAAAACGCUUCAAAGAACAACAACGCACUAUCGACAUGCACCUGAAGGACAUCGAACGCAUGGACGCCCAGGCCGAACGCGUCUACUACUCCAUAACAGACCUCCUGGAUCUAAAACAGAAACAAGCCAGCGCAAACGAAGCCCGUUUCGCGCGUGACCAGGCUGCAGGGACAACCCGCCAGGGGAAAAUCAUCCUCGUCUUCACCAUCGUCACUAUCAUCUUCCUGCCUUUAUCUUUUAUCACGUCAUUCUUCACAAUCAACCUCGCCGAGUUCCCGCACGACGCCGACGGCGAUACUCAACUGCACCUCUCCUACGUCGGCAGAUACACUUUCGGCAUCGGCUUCGCCAUAUCCAUCCCAUUAAUCGCUCUAGCUCUCGCAGUCGACGAAAUCGGGAACACAUUCCGGCUCGUACGCCGGUAUUGCACAGAGCAAUUCUCCAAAUUCGCCGGUAACGACAACACUAAGACGCGGGCGAUGUGGAAACAGGAAAAGAUUCAGGAUAUGGAGUAUGAGGCUGCUGUGGAGAGGAUUCGGAGGAAAAGUAUGGAGACGGAGUUUGCAGGGAGUUUGUUGCCUGUUUCGACGAGGGGGACUGGACGGACUGGACGGACUGGGAGGACGGCGGCGUUUAGGGUUGAGGGGUUUGGGAGGAGGUUUUAUGAUUAA
Molecule: messenger RNA, 3471 nt
Organism: Aspergillus chevalieri
Lineage: Eukaryota; Fungi; Ascomycota; Eurotiomycetes; Eurotiales; Aspergillaceae
Product: ankyrin repeat protein
Exons: 1
Coding region: 1-3471 (1156 amino acids)
Biological process (GO): metal ion transport; transmembrane transport
Cellular component (GO): membrane
Molecular function (GO): protein binding; metal ion transmembrane transporter activity
Source: RefSeq, a predicted model, not a curated record